AUGGUGGACGAGAUCGAUAAAGCACCUGUUGCGUCCGUUGAAGAUGUCCUGGCACAGAAGCCAAAGCAGAGUGCUUACAAGACGAUCAUAGCUAAUCCUUAUCUCUUUGGGGUAGCUUUAUUCUCCUCCUUAGGAGGACUCCUGUUCGGAUAUGAUCAAGGCGUAGUCUCAGGAAUCUUGACUAUGGAGUCAUUCGGAGUCGCUUUCCCCCGGAUAUAUCUCGACAGUGGCUUCAAAGGCUGGUUCGUUUCAACACUUCUGUUAACUGCUUGGCUUGGUUCAUUAGCAAAUGGACCCAUUGCAGAUAGCAUCGGGCGUAAAAGAUCAAUCCUUGUUGCUGUUGUGAUAUUCUUGAUCGGCUCUGCUAUACAAGCAGGCGCGGUCAAUAUUCCGAUGAUCUUUGUUGGGAGAGCAAUCGCCGGACUGGCAAUUGGUAUUUUGACCAUGGUGGUGCCGCUUUAUAUGGCUGAGGUCUCGCUCCCAGAAAUUCGUGGUGGUAUUGUGGUCCUCCAGCAGUUGGCCAUAACGGUGGGCAUCUUGGUAUCCUACUGGAUUGAUUACGGAACUCAUUACAUUGGCGGCACUCGAUGUGCUCCCGAUAUUCCAUACACCGGCGGAACCGCGAGCGACCCGACCUUUGACCCCACGCGUGAUGUAGGACCCAACGGCUGCACCGGACAGAGUGACGCAUCGUGGAGAAUCCCUUUUGCUCUUCAGAUCUUACCGGCAAUUAUCUUGGGCAUCGGAGUGCUGUUCUUUCCUGAAUCACCACGUUGGCUAAUGAAACAAGACCGAGACGAAGAUGCCAUUAAGACUCUGGAAAAACUGCGGCGCCAGUCCAGGGAUCAUCCACUUUUGGCAGCGGAGUAUAUUGAGAUCAAAACCGAGGUGAUGUUCGAGCAGCAUUCUGUGAUGACGAAUUACCCUAAUACUUCUAAAUCCCGCAUCCAAGUCAUGCAGUACUGCAGUCUCCUGACGAAUAAAUCGAGUUUCAGACGACUUGCGGUUGGCUGUUGCAUCAUGUUUUUUCAGCAAUUCAUGGGCUGCAAUGCCAUGAUAUACUACGCCCCAACCAUCUUUGGGCAGCUAGGAUUGAACGGAAACACGACAUCUUUGCUCGCAACUGGAGUCUAUGGCAUUGUGAAUUGUCUAAGCACACUACCCGCGCUGUUCCUCAUCGACAAGGUUGGAAGACGGCCAUUGCUCAUGGCUGGAGCUGUGGGAGAUACGAUCUCUUUAGUCAUUGUUGGCGCUAUCAUUGGCAAGUACGGAAAGGACCUUGUCAAUCACAAGGCUGCUGGCUGGGUUGGCAUCGCAUUCAUCUACAUCUACGAUAUCAACUUCUCGUAUUCCUUUGCCCCGAUUGGAUGGGUCCUGCCUUCUGAGAUCUUCAACCUGGCAAUUCGGUCGAAGGCGAUCUCAAUCACAACAUCGACGACAUGGAUGUGCAACUUCAUCAUUGGUCUCGUCACUCCAGACAUGCUGAACACUAUCACAUGGGGAACAUACAUUUUCUUCGCAGCUUUCUCAUUGAUAGCUCUCUGCUUCACCUAUAUUCUCGUCCCAGAGACACGGGGGAAGACUCUAGAAGAUAUGGAUAUGGUCUUUGGCGAGACCGCAGCGCACGAAGAGAAAAAACUCAUGCGCCAGAUCGAAGCCGGCUUAACGGGAACACACGCGGAUAACAUAGCGAAGGACAUACCUAGUCUGGCAGAGCAUAUUGAGAAGGUAGCUGAGAACGUCUAGCUGUUGGUAGGUAGGUAGGUAUCUAUCUAGGGAAUAGCUUGGUAGAUGAGGGAUUGAUAGAUCUGUUAUUUUGGAUCUGUGAUAGAGAGAAAGCAGUAUGAGGGGGGGGCAUCUAUCUGGAUAAUGCUUGGGACUGGAAAGCUCCUAGCUAGCUCUUUCAAAAC
This is a messenger RNA of Amorphotheca resinae ATCC 22711, 1910 nucleotides long. RefSeq lists its product as hypothetical. The record is from RefSeq and is a predicted model, not a curated record. Gene Ontology annotation, molecular function: carbohydrate:proton symporter activity. The transcript is spliced from 9 exons. Gene Ontology annotation, biological process: carbohydrate transport; transmembrane transport. Lineage: Eukaryota; Fungi; Ascomycota; Leotiomycetes; Helotiales; Amorphothecaceae. Gene Ontology annotation, cellular component: membrane. Bases 1 to 1746 code for a protein of 581 amino acids.